Letharia columbiana is the source of this 1053-nucleotide messenger RNA. RefSeq lists its product as uncharacterized. Lineage: Eukaryota; Fungi; Ascomycota; Lecanoromycetes; Lecanorales; Parmeliaceae. The coding region runs from base 1 to 1053 and encodes 350 amino acids. The record is from RefSeq and is a predicted model, not a curated record. The transcript has a single exon.
AUGGACACUUCACAAGCCCAAAAUUGCAUGCGCAAUGUCCGACCAAGCUUGGGUACUUCGCACUCUUUCGAGGACGUACCGCUCAGCCCUCUGCUGGACGAGGGCCGGUCGUCUGAUACGUCAAGCGGGUUCUUCCAUGUGCCUCUGGAGCAUGAAAUCAUCGCGUCUCGGAGUGUUUGGGAUGAUUCGGCUGGGUCUGAUGAGCUCAUCGACCAGCAAGGCAUCACUUCGACAAGGCUCUCGGGGCAAGGCUCUUUGACUGAGGUUGACGAUCAGUCGCAAUGUUCCUCGGAGGCCGCGAGAGACCCAAAACAGGACGAACCUAGCCCAACGUCGGCAACCCUCAGCCUCCGUUCAGAUACUGCGUAUGCUUCAGACCCAAUGACACCGAGGACUGCAAGCGCGGUGACCCUGGUGGAGAUGCCAGUGGCCCUGGAUACAAUACCUGGACCUAAUAUCACCGUCAAGGAGGGAUCUUUCUCUUCUCAAUCUCCCAGAGACCAAAAUUGGGGCUCUUCAGUAUCCAAAGGCGAUAUUAGCGAGUCCUCGGAGUAUAGUGACAGAUCAACGGGACCGGCUGACCCCACAACAUCAAUCGCAUCCGUCAAGGUCGUUGCGCACGCAACUUUCCCCCGGGUCGAGAGACCUGAAUCUCCAACGCCCAGCUCGUUCCCCGCCUUCUUCGAGAUCCCGAUCCCCAUCUUUCCCUUCCCGGCCGGCACAACGCGCUGCAACAACCGCAACUGCCCGAUCAAGCACCGCCACGAGCAGGGCCCCUAUCUCCACGGAGGAAAACUCCGCAGCAGGGAAGGCUCGGUUUUCGGCUCCAGCAAUCCACCGCCGGAGAUAUGGUUCUUGUACGACAUGUCGAGGGAUGGAAACCUUCACGGCACGGGCAACGAGGCGUUCGCGCCGGUGGAGCUUUUUGUCAGGUAUCAUUUUGGCGAGACUGGUGGUGAGUAUGUCCGCGGGUGCGAUGAGGUUGGAGGAGGUUUACGACGGGGGGAGAAGCAGGGGAGAAAGAAGUCGCGGUUCUGGCGGUUUUGGGGUUGA